CUACGAGCUGGCAGGAUUGGAGUUUGUCCCAUCAAUGGAUGAAUAUUACAGCUCAAGAUCGGGCCCACAGUUUUACUCAUUAAAUGGAGAUCAAGUUAUUUACAGGAAUAAACUAAUUCAGGAAUUGGAGGAUGGGGCAGCGGUGGACAAACACUACCAAAAUCAAAAGGUCUACCCUGUACAAACAGUGUUUGAUUGCAGUCUUACAUUAAAUGAUGAAAUAACUGAACUGCUGAUGAGUGCAGAUUCAAUGCAGAAGCUUGUAAGCGAUAGUGAAAGGGUAAGUCAGGGGAAUUUGGAUGAUGAGAGGGAGUGGUUAGAACAGAUUGAAGAGGCUGCUAGGCGGAUUGCUGUACCUCUCUGGCAGCACUGGGAUAAAGGAAGGAGGAUGUUGAUGCCUCUGGUUCCCUGUAACACAAGUGGAUAUUCAACAAGUGAAAACACAGUGACACACAGCGAAGCACAAUGCUCCAUUCUGGAUAUGGAAGAGGAAACAGAGCUUGCAGCCGCUUGCAGGACACUCGAUGCGUGUGCCGGGAACUUUAAUUCAAGCUUCACGCUGGAUGCUGAGAAAGCUGCUGACACACCUGAAGAGUUUUAUUUCCCCACAUAUGAUGAUGUGCCAACACCUAGAAUCAACAUGGAUCACUUCCAAACAUUUGGAGAAGGAAGAAAUGCUUCACCUGUUGAGGUCGGUGCGGCAGCAGGCUCAAACAACAACACCACGGACAAUAUGGAUGACUUCCUGGAUGCUUGGUGGCCAGGUGAGAGGACAGUAGAAACAACAGAUGACCUCCUUCGUCUGACUGCAGAUGCACAAUGUAGUGCAGGUUCUGGGCUCCCACAAUUUAUCUUUCCACAUUUGAGUUCCUCAUUUACACCAAAAGACCCUCCAGUUACAGGACAAGACAGUUCGUUUUGUUCCAGCGCAGAUUCUAACAUGACUGCAGGGCUUACAGAAAAUAUUUACAAGACUGGAUAUGGAACUGCAGCAUGCAGCACAAACAGAGUAACAGACCUCCGUGAGGAUAUAGAUUCACACUGUGAUGCCAAAAUGCUGGAAGUGGAUCAGGAUUCCACCUUACCCCGUUUGUACUUAGAAGACCUACUGGGUCUAGAGGUUUUGCCAGAAGACAUAAAUGAUGAAAUGCUGGAUCCCGAUGCCCUCUUGGCCUGGUUAGGUCGUGAGGAUGAACCCAACGACAGCAUUCCUUUUCCAUGGACUUCAGAUGACCUUCCCAUGGCAACUGAGGUACCCAGCCCCAACGAGCAUGAGCGGAUACAGGAAGCCCAAGCAAUAAGCGAAACACCAAGGAGGAGAAAAAGACAGAGAGUUUCCCAACGUGAUGAGAACUCCAGAGCAAAAAGGUCAAAAGCACCAGGUCAACCGAAACCCAAAAAGGCACAGGCUGAGCCAGAUGUUGAUCAAGAAACUGAUCCCACAUCAGGGCCGAGUCCAGCAGAGACAUUACCAGCACUCACCACCACUUCACCAAGAAUCCUGUACGUCUACCCGUCCCAAGCAGGCUCUGCAAUUCCCAUUCAGCUGAUCGCUAUCCCUGACACUGCAGAAUAUCGCGUCCAGCUGUCUCCUCCUCCUGUCAUUAGGUUUCCACUCCCCAACAGCGCUGCUACACCUACAUAUAUAUUAGUUCCUACUGUGUCACCACCCUCCAAAUGCCAGCUGCCACCACUAUCCCCGGUUGAUGGCGCGGUAGCUCCAGUCCAAAUGAGUUCGUCCCCACUGGGCUCCCUGUCGGACAGAGCUAGCAAAGCCAUGUCUCCCCCUUGUACCUCACCCGUCUCCCCAAGCAAUGAAAUUUCCCCAUGUAAGGAAUCUCCUCUUCCGCAGUCUCCCAAGGUCCUUGAUAUUCCACAGGUUGUUAAGGACCACAUUCAGGAAGCCAAAACCCACAUGAGUCAAACUUGCCAGGAUAUAGAAGCGGGCCUCAGUCUGUCUUCUCAUUAUGUGGAUGUUCAUGUGAGUCAGAGAGAGGUACUUCGCUUGGGAAAAAACACCAACAAAUGCCUGGACAAAGAACUAGUCAUCAAGGGAGAUACAGAUCGGCAAAACACCAUGCUGUCACUAAGUCAGAUCUUUGAUGGUGCAAAUGGAGACAAAUCCAGACAGUACAUUUUGCUCUUUGGCAAUGCUGGGAUGGGAAAAACAACUCUGAUUAAGAAACUGUGUCUUGAUUGGUCCAGAGACUGCAUCCCUCAGUUUGACUUUGUCUUCCUAUUAAAUGGCAAAAAACUCAGUAUAACAGAGCCGACCUACAGCCUUCAGACACUCCUACUCAACCUCUCCUCCUCUGCCCCAUCCUGCACGGACCCAGAAGCAGUGUAUGCUCAAGUCCUUGCAGCCCCUAAACGUGUGCUCAUCAUUUUUGAUGGUUUUGACGAGUUAAGGAACUAUGAAACUCUACUUCAAACUCAGGAAAAAGACCUAAUAACUUCAUUGCAAAAAGACAGCAAGACAAAGACUUUCACAGUAAGGCAGUUGUACUCUGCCAUCCUUCAAAGGGUCCUGCUCCCAGGCUGCACUCUUCUUCUCUCCACCCGGCCACGAGGCACUGCCAGCCAGCUACUCAGGCGUACAGACAGCCUUCUGGAAAUGUGUGGGUUUACUCCAGCAAAUGUGGAAACAUAUUUGUCCCAGUACUUCACAGAGCCUGGUCUCAGAGCAUCAGCUCUGGACAGCUUAAAAAGCAUCAGCUACCUGAAUCUCCUCUGCUGGAACCCUGGACUAUGUCAGCUGGUGUGCUCGAUUUUAGAGCAGUCCAGAAGUUUGGAGGUCCUACCAAGAACUUUAACUGGGCUCUGUCAUCAGGUGCUGUGUCUGAAACUGGAGAAAGACAGCAGGAGCACACCCUCACACACUGAAGCCCAAGCACAAUGUUUAAAAGACAGUGAGACACAAAUUUCAGAUAAUUCUCAGGUGAAAACGUGUCGGAAAAAUAAUCAGACGAAGUCCAGAACACAGACGCACACUUCCUCUCGCACCCAAAAAGCAAGGAGAGCACAAGAAAGGGAGGCACAAGCACAAGAUAAAGGGGAUCAGGAUCUCAAGAGUGUUGGUGGAGAUGCUAGAACAGAGGACAAAGAGUUGCUGGCUCAGCUGAGCUCUUUGGCCUGGGAAGGGGUCAAAGCCAACUCUUCCAGCCUUCCUACCGGACAGGCUAUAUCUGCCAAAGUCAAGGCGUUUGGCCUGAGGACAGGGCUCUUGCUCUCUCAUCUCCUGAGAACAAGUCCGGACCUUUCAAGUGGUGACAAGGAGGGAGGACAAAAUGAGGCAGAAGUUGGAGAGACAGAAAAUAAGAGUGAAAACAGCGAGAGGACCACCACUGAAAUAGCUGAGCACCAAAAUGACCAUAUCCUCUUGUGGGCCAACCCUUUCCUUCAGAGUUACAUGGCAGCAGUUCAUUUGGCUUUGUCGAGGAAUGUAUCAGACCGAUCCUUUCUCCAGACCCUCCCUUUCCAGUCUGGAGGGAAAACCCGUCGGCGACCUCAGAGGGAGGAGCUGGAGCUCACUCAGCAAUUUGCAGUUGGCCUCUUGUUCCACAACAGGACAGCACUGCAGCGACUUCAUGUGCACACAGAGACAGCCUUCAGAGAUAUGGUGGCCAGCAAGCAGGCUUUAGUAACAAAACACCUGGAAGGGCUUCCCUAUGGUGACCUGAGUCCCUCCCAGAUCUUGGAGGCGUGUCACUAUGUCUAUGAGGCAGGUUUCACGUAUGAUGAUGGUGGCACAGAUGCUGGUAGGACACAGCUGAUGACACACCUGGCAGCAAAUCUUCCAGAGUUCCUGACAUUUCAUGGAGUUCAACUCAGCCCGCCAGAUGUGUUCACUGUUCAGAAAGCCCUCGAACAGGGUGGAACUGAAGGCAGAAGUUUCUGUUUGGACCUGGAGGACUCUGGUAUCCAGAUUUGUGGACUUAGAGCUCUGGUUGGCCUCAACAACAUCAACACAUACAGGUCAUGUAUUGCUGAUGCCAUCACCCUCUGGGAGUUGCUGGAGCACAGUGGUGAAGAAGGUCUCCUACAGAGGGCAGUGUCCAAGUUCACAAUCCACCCUCUGAAAGCUAAACAGGUGUGCCACAUAGAGCACCUGGAAAAGCUGGUGAACAUACAUAUUCACAAGAGGCUAUCAGACAGCUCCAGCGAGUCGCAUUCCAUCCUGUCGGAGGGAGUACCAGCAGUUAAAGAGCUGCACAAGCUGGAGUUUGAACUUGGUCCAGAUAAUGGUCCUCUGGCUCUUCCGAAGCUGUGGAUUCUCCUACCAGGGCUGCAUAACCUACAGCACUUAGAUCUAGAGAACAGUAAGAUUGGGGACAAAGGUGCAGAGAAACUGGCCAAUGCAUUAGUCUCACUCCCUUCUUUGGAGAUUCUAAAUCUAUCACAGAACUGUAUAGGAGACGAGGGUGUGAAGAAGCUGACGACCACACUGAAGGACCUGCCUAAUCUGCACUGUUUAAGUCUCUACAGCAACAUGAUUUCUGAUGAAGGGGCAGAGAGUUUAGCAGCUGUUCUCCCACACAUGUCUUCCCUCACUGACCUUGAUGUAAAGUACAACAAGCUAACAGAUGUUGGAGCACUGAGCUUGGGAGCCAGCCUGAGAAACUGUAAAAAAAUGAAGACUUUAAGGAUGUGGAACCAGUGUAUCCCAUACGGUGUGUUUGACAGACUCCAGCAGCAGGACAACCGCAUCCUAUUACACUAAAAUACAAUUCUUAUGGACUGUCUUAAUCAUGCAACUCAUGCAUGUAUACUCAGAUUGCACAAUACAUUUUUAAGGAUACAAACAAAAGAUUCAUGAGCUACAAAUUGCACUACAACUACUUUCUUCUUUUUUUACUUAAGGUUCUUUGUAAGAUUCCAAUAUGUGCAUUACAAACUAUUUUCUGUAUGUGAACUUUUUACAACUUAAAGAAGCACAAUUGCACUUUUAUAGUCGGUUUUUUUUUUUGUACUUUUUUAAAAAUAAUUGUCUGCACCAGCUGUUGCCAUUACCUGAAAAGCUGCCUUUGUGUAUUUGAGGUUGUAUGUGUAUGUGUGUGUGUGUGUGUGUGAGAGAGAGAGAGAGAGAGAGAGAGAGAAAGAAAGAGAGCAUGUCUUUAUUCGUCCUGCUAUAAAUUAUACGUUGUUGACUGUAUGGUACUCUCAUAUAAAUAAAGUGUUUUGACAGUGUC
Messenger RNA from Archocentrus centrarchus (flier cichlid), 5189 nucleotides. RefSeq names its product class II, major histocompatibility complex, transactivator (gene ciita). Gene Ontology annotation, molecular function: protein binding. Bases 35 to 4720 code for a protein of 1561 amino acids. The transcript is spliced from 22 exons. The record is from RefSeq and is a predicted model, not a curated record. Lineage: Eukaryota; Metazoa; Chordata; Actinopteri; Cichliformes; Cichlidae. Gene Ontology annotation, biological process: positive regulation of MHC class II biosynthetic process; positive regulation of transcription by RNA polymerase II; positive regulation of MHC class I biosynthetic process.